AUGAAAUUACAGUUUCUCUUGAUUUUAACGACAGCAUCCUUGAGCUUUGCAGCAGCAGUAACAAAUGAUGUCGAUGGUAGCGUAGAGUCCAUCCAAACCCUUACAGAACAAGGGGACCAAGAUGACUUAAAAGGUAAAGGAGUAAUGGAGUCUAGAUGGAACCAAGUGCAGAGUAAGGGUAUAAAAACCAAGGAAUCGAUUAAGGUUUUGAAGGAUUGUAUCGGGAUCGUUGGACAGAUUCAAAAACUUCAAAAUCAAGAAGUAGAGGACCACGAUGAUCCUGAUCAAGGAAGAUUCUUUAAGGUAAAGAAAAUUUAUAAUAAGACCAAAGACAUUUUUGCCAGCAGCACGGGCCUUUUCAAGAGAGACUUGUUUGAAGACUUACUCGUCAAACUAUUCAAAGCUUUGAAAAGGUCAGGUUUAGUUAAUGCAGUGGUAAAGAUGUCGCUCACCGAUGACGAAGUAAGACCCGAAAUUGUGAAUGUCACAAUUGAUCUCUUAGAGGCCGAUGUUAUCCCUUGGGAGGAAAUAUUUCAGGCUCUCAAGGAUUCGGGACUUGCAGUCGAUGUCAUAAAAAAUUUGUUGACGGACCCGGAGACAAGAGAAGGUGCAGUUGAAUUUACAGUGGAACUUAUCAGAGAAUUAUUGACCUCAGAAGUCCUAACCGUUGAUGAGCUUAUGAAGGCUAUUCCUGAAAGAAAUAAGCCAACACCAUCAGCUGCCCUGCCCCUACCGAUAAGCAAUUAA
Messenger RNA from Priceomyces carsonii, 747 nucleotides. RefSeq lists its product as uncharacterized. The record is from RefSeq and is a predicted model, not a curated record. Bases 1 to 747 code for a protein of 248 amino acids. NCBI's taxonomy places the organism in Eukaryota, Fungi, Ascomycota, Pichiomycetes, Serinales, Debaryomycetaceae. The transcript has a single exon.